GGAGGCCCAGAUCGCAACAUCCGCAAGCUCGAGUCCGGUAAGCAAGGAUACGGAUAGCUUGAUCGAUGAACGUGAGUGUUUCCAACACGUGCCAUGUAUGGUUUGUCAUGAUGGAGCGGUUGCAGUUCCUGUUAUCCCCGCACCAAGAUGGAAUCAUCAAACAACUACAAUUGCAGCUUCGCUUCCUUUAUCCAUUAGCUUGGUUCCUCACCCAUAUUCACAGUCUAGUAUGACGCUACAACUCAAGUCGAGCCUCAUCGAAGGACAAAGCGUUCUUGUCCCUCCACUUAAACAACCUAUUGCCACCGAUUCGGUAGUAGGCGAGAGGAGCGAACGUAGGAGCGGUGCCAGGAUGCGUAGCAAGAGCUUUUCAUCUGUCGCUCGAGAUAGGACAUAUGCAGAACGUGACGUUCAAAGGUCUCAGGACCCCGGAGACGCACUGGGUGUACCGGAUGAAGAAGAUGAGGAGGAAGAGGUCUUAGGAGAGGACGAGAUCGAAGAGAAAGGCAGAAGAAAUGCGUUCAAGAUUCUCAACCGGCAGAGUGAUGUCCCAGAUGAAACCAUGUGGAGGAGCGUUGCCGGGUGAUGAGGUCCCUCCCGCUUUCACACCACUCACUAUCACGCUUAUUU
This is a messenger RNA of Cantharellus anzutake, 630 nucleotides long. RefSeq lists its product as uncharacterized. The coding region runs from base 98 to 586 and encodes 162 amino acids. The transcript has a single exon. Lineage: Eukaryota; Fungi; Basidiomycota; Agaricomycetes; Cantharellales; Hydnaceae. The record is from RefSeq and is a predicted model, not a curated record.